Drosophila melanogaster (fruit fly) is the source of this 1528-nucleotide messenger RNA. RefSeq lists its product as uncharacterized. The coding region runs from base 162 to 542 and encodes 126 amino acids. The record is from RefSeq and is marked reviewed. The transcript has 2 exons. NCBI's taxonomy places the organism in Eukaryota, Metazoa, Arthropoda, Insecta, Diptera, Drosophilidae.
ACAGUCCGUCCCUACCAGCAACGCGAAAGGUUUUUGUCUUGCUUUCUUGUUGCUUUGUGUGAUUCUCGAGUCUCUGUUCUGCGUCUGCGUCCCGUUCUCGUGCCAACGAACUGAUUUCGCCCCGCGUUCGUGCUCAAUCGUAAAUUCGAAAUAAAUUAAAAAUGUCUCGCAGUUCGUACCUGUUGUGUGUGCUGUUUUUAGGCGCCAGCUGCUUGGUUUUCAGUGCGAGUGCAGCGCGGAACAAUCGAAGGGGUUACAAGGCCACGGAACCGCCCACCACCACCCAGCCCCCGCAGACGGCCAAGGAGUAUCUGGAUAGUCGACCCGGAAUCUCCACAUUCGGCAUCAUCGCCAUCAUCUUCACCGUAAUCGUUCUCUGCCUCGUCUUCUACUACGGCAUCAUUUGCUACCCCUUACUCUGUCGCGAUGACAAGAAAUAUCGGUUUAUGGACGUAUCUUCAACCAUUACUGCCGCCACAUCGCGCUCCAUUCAAUCCAUAGAGAACUAUCCCGACCAGAAACACCAUCAUACGUUGGCCUGAUUCGGGGUGUGGACACCUGGAGGAUAGUGGUUUAGUAGUACUUCAAUUUAGUAACGCGAAAAAGACUUAAAUGCCAGCCAGAAACGAAAACCCAUUAGUAUGACUACAGAUUUAGGUCCUAAGUUUUAAAAAGAAAUAUCUCGAAUUUUAUCUCUAUAUACCCUUCGCAUUACUGGAAAGUAAUUACUUUUUUAACAUAUUCGAAGUUCCGAAAUGCUCUGAAAGAAUUUUCCCAUAUUUUGACCGAAUUUCGUAACAAAGCAGUACUACACAUAGCAAUAACCAGUUGAGGAGUUCGCUGGAAAGGGAAUUAAUCAUUCAUAAUUGUAAAUUGGGUUUCCUACGCAUCCCCGACUGUUUCUUUAUCUGUUGUUUCUCUUAAUCCCGGGCUCAACAAGUUUGGCCUGUCCUCUGGCCCUUUUUCCUUGUCCCUCCUGCAUCUUUGGCCUUUUUUUAUUUCUUUUAAUGCAGGUAGUUUUAGCCGUUUACUCACCGCUUUGUUCUCUGUUCAUUUUUUUUGUGGGACAGAGCCAAAUUGUGGCAAUUGAGUCACGUUGCCUGGUUGUUUCUUUCGAAAUCCAAGGGAAUUUAGCGAUCUUUUUUAUACCGUCUUCACGCAACCCAAUUUGCAUUAAGAAUCCGAAUCGUACUAACAGACGAACUCUUCGUGAUGCCUCGAAUUUUGCACUACAUUUUAAAACGCCGAUUCCCGUCCCUUUAUAUACACAGGUUGUACUUAAAUCGAAACCAAGUACUUAAUAAUUGUACCAUGCCAAUCAUAGUUUAAGCGCCAAUCUGCCGCCACGAAUACAUUUAAGAAAUCUUCAGUUUGUGCAUUUAGACCAGCAUGAGUAUCCUUCUAUAUAUUGUGUCAAAAAAAACGUUUUUAGACGUUAUAUAGCAUUAAGUCUAUCAAAGUUUAUAUACAAAUCUUUUUGGACAUUUUUAUGUGAGUUUUACAUAAAAUAAAUGGUUUUACCUCACCC